GGUACAAUGAAAUCAGAGCGCUGACUCAGAUAAAUAGCGCUCCGGCUGGCGUUUGUGACGUAUUUUUCCUGCGACCGGCCUUCACUAUACGACAUCAAACGCGCCUCUGCUCUUUCUUUCUCUCUUCCUGAAGAUGGCGGCAGGGACACUCUACACAUACCCUGAGAACUGGAGGGCUUUUAAGGCCCAGAUUGCAGCCCAGUACAGUGGGGCUCGCCUGAAGGUGGCAAGCUCCCCCCCUGCCUUCACCUUUGGGCAGACGAACCGCUCCCCUGCCUUCCUCAGCAACUUUCCUUUGGGCAAGGUUCCAGCUUACCAGGGUGAUGAUGGGUUCUGUCUGUUUGAGAGCAAUGCCAUUGCUCAUUACUUGAGCAAUGAUGCCCUCCGUGGCAGCACUCCUCAAGCCCGUGCCCAGGUGCUCCAGUGGGUCAGCUUUGCUGAUUCUGAGAUCAUCCCUCCAGCCAGUGCUUGGGUCUUCCCAACCCUGGGCAUCAUGCAAUUCAACAAGCAGGCUACAGAACAGGCCAAAGAGGAGGUGAAGCGUGUGCUUGCUGUUUUGAACCAGCACUUAAACACAUGCACUUUCCUGGUUGGCGAGAGAGUCAGUCUGGCGGAUAUCACUGUGGUGUGCUCUCUGCUCUGGCUCUACAAGCAGGUUCUUGAGCCUGCUUUCCGUCAGCCCUACCCCAAUGUCAAUCGCUGGUUUGUGACCUGCAUCAACCAGCCUCAGUUUAAAGCGGUUCUCGGAGAGGUCAAGCUCUGUGAGAAAAUGGCUCAGUUUGAUGCCAAGAAGUUUGCUGAGAACCAGCCCAAGAAGGAGACUCCUUUGAAGAAGGAGAAAGCUGGAAAGGAGGCUGGUAAGCAGCAGCCCCAGCAACAGCAGGAGAAAAAGGAAAAGGAGAAGAAAAAGGAGGAGAAGAAGCCAGCCCCACCAGCUGAGGAGAUGGACGAGUGUGAAGCUGCACUUGCUUCUGAACCAAAAACCAAGGACCCAUUUGCUCACCUUCCAAAGAGCUCAUUUGUGUUGGAUGAGUUCAAGAGGAAGUACUCUAAUGAGGACACACUGACUGUGGCUAUCCCUCACUUCUGGGAAAACUUUGACCGUGAGGGCUACUCUAUCUGGUAUUCUGAAUAUCGUUUCCCAGAGGAGCUGACCAUGACCUUUAUGAGCUGCAACCUUAUCACAGGAAUGUUCCAGCGUCUCGAUAAACUGCGCAAAAACGCUUUUGCUAGCGUCAUCCUUUUUGGCAUGAACAACAGCAGCUCUAUCUCUGGCAUUUGGGUUUUUAGAGGCCAGGAUCUAGCUUUCACUCUGUCUGAAGACUGGCAGAUUGACUACGAAUCCUAUAGCUGGCGUAAGCUGGAUGUGGACAGCGAUGAGUGCAAGACCAUGGUGAAGGAAUACUUUGCAUGGGAAGGUGAAUUCAAGCAUGUAGGCAAACCUUUCAGUCAGGGCAAGAUCUUCAAGUGAGCAGUGAUGGCACUUAAACUAUCAAUCUGAAUUUAAGGACAUGGAAAAAGGAACUGCAAUGUCAAGUUGGAGAGUUUUGCUUUGAGCUGUUGAAUUGACAAAUAAAAUACUUUUCACAAUCCCA
This is a messenger RNA of Silurus meridionalis, 1595 nucleotides long. It is a transcript of the gene eef1g, whose product is annotated as eukaryotic translation elongation factor 1 gamma. The record is from RefSeq and is a predicted model, not a curated record. Gene Ontology annotation, cellular component: nucleus; cytoplasm. Bases 134 to 1471 code for a protein of 445 amino acids. NCBI's taxonomy places the organism in Eukaryota, Metazoa, Chordata, Actinopteri, Siluriformes, Siluridae. The transcript has 10 exons. Gene Ontology annotation, biological process: translational elongation. Gene Ontology annotation, molecular function: translation elongation factor activity.